Musa acuminata AAA Group (dessert banana) is the source of this 3585-nucleotide messenger RNA. RefSeq names its product MDIS1-interacting receptor like kinase 2-like. Gene Ontology annotation, biological process: protein phosphorylation. The record is from RefSeq and is a predicted model, not a curated record. Bases 69 to 3443 code for a protein of 1124 amino acids. NCBI's taxonomy places the organism in Eukaryota, Viridiplantae, Streptophyta, Magnoliopsida, Zingiberales, Musaceae. The transcript is spliced from 2 exons. Gene Ontology annotation, molecular function: protein binding; protein kinase activity; ATP binding.
CUCGUUACUCAAGUACCAUGUAACAGAACAAAAAUAUUUGCCUUCUUGUCUUGCUGCAUGCUGCACUUAUGGCAUCUCAGCUUCACAAAACUUUGCUUUGUGCCACUUUGCUGCUGCUGCUGCUAUUGCUUCCCCGUGUUCCUCUUGUCAAAGCUUCACUCGGAUCCCAAGGGAGGGCGUUGCUCCACUGGAAAGCCACUCUUAGGAGUCCUCACUCCCUGAGAUCUUGGAACCUCAAUUCUAGUCCAUGCAAUUGGACCGGAAUUGCAUGCAAUUACUCCGUCACAGGUAGAGGGCAUUCCGCGAUCACCGAGAUACACCUGCCGAAGAUGGGCUUGGCAGGGUCACUUGAUGCUCUUGACUUCUUGACAUUGAGAUCGCUCCUUCGUCUCAAUCUCUCUUAUAAUCAGCUCGGUGGGGCAAUUCCUCCCGCCAUCUCGGCUCUCUUCAGGCUUGUAUCUCUUGAUCUCACUAGUAAUCAGUUCACAAGCAAAAUCCCAGUUGGGAUGGGCUCCAUGAAAGAGCUUCGAUUCUUGAGUCUUAGCCAAAAUCAAAUGGUCGGUGCUAUACCGCCAUCUCUGAGCAACCUCACCGACCUUGUAUUCUUGCACCUGGAAGAUAAUAAGCUUGUGGGUGUCAUUCCUAAGGAGUUAGGGAGGCUCCACGAGUUGAGGUAUCUAGAUAUUGGGGUCAAUAGGCUAUCUGGUUCAAUCCCUUCUAGUUUAGGAAAUUUGACAAGGCUCUACCACUUGGAUCUCUACCAAAAUCAAUUGACUGGAGUCAUCCCUGGAGAAUUGAAAAAUCUAAUUAAUCUCGUUUACCUAUCAAUUGCAGAUAAUUAUCUAACAGGUGGGAUUAUCUCUUCUUUUGGAAACCUAACCAAGUUGCAAUUAUUUUGGCUACGGAAAAAUAAGCUCUCGGGUUCUAUCCCUUUUGAGAUUGGAAAUCUCAUUCAGGUUACCGAUCUCGACUUUUCGAAAAACCUAUUAACCAGUUCAAUUCCUUUUUCUAUAGGAAACAUGACUAGAAUAGAAAGACUUGACCUUUCCGAUAAUCAAUUGUCUGGUUUUAUUCCUCUUGAGAUUGGAAAUUUAAUUGAAGUUACUAAUCUCUCACUCUUAAAAAACCUUUUAACCGGUCCCAUCCCUUCCUCUAUAGGAAACAUGACCAAACUAAAUAUUCUUUAUCUUCUGGAUAAUCAAUUGUCUGGUUUUAUUCCUUUUGAAAUUGGAAAUCUAAUUAAAGUUAUUGAUCUGGCACUAUUAGAAAACCUAUUAUCAGGUCCCAUCCCUUCCUCUAUAGGAAGCAUGACCGAUCUUAGAAAACUAGGUCUAUUCGACAAUCAGUUGUCUGGACCUUUGCCAAUGGAGAUCAACAAUAUUACUGGACUGACAUACCUAGUGCUGUCAAAUAAUAACUUCGUCGGUUAUUUACCCCCGGACAUAUGCAAUGGUGGAGCCCUACAAUACCUUAUUCUUAGCAUGAACAACUUUCAAGGUCCCAUUCCCAUGACCUUAAAAAAUUGUACGUCACUAGAAAGGGUCCGUCUUGAACACAACCAACUCACUGGAGAUGUAUCUCAAUGUCUUGGAGUGUAUCCCCAUCUUUAUUAUAUGGAUUUGAGCUUCAAUCAACUCUCCGGUACACUCUCACCAGACUGGGCAAGAUGGCACAAUCUGACGUUCUUCAGAAUCUCAAAUAACAACAUCACCGGAGUCAUACCCACCGAGUUUGGGCAGUUGACGAAACUGCGAGAGCUGGACCUCUCUUCCAACUACCUACAAGGAGAGAUCCCAAAGAGCUUCGGCAGCUUAACCCUUCUCUACAAUCUGAGUUUGGGCAACAAUCAACUCGUCGGCUGUGUGCCUCUGGAGAUUGGAAUGCUGUCCAAUCUUGAACUGCUUGAUCUCUCAUCCAACAACUUGGCAGGAAGAAUCCCAGAUCAAUUAGGCGACUGCACGAAACUCCGAUCGCUAAAGCUUAACAACAACAACUUCAGUGGAACCAUUCCAUUGGCCAUUGGUAAUCUGGUGUACCUCCAAGACACCUUUGACAUCAGCCAGAACUCACUAACAGGGGAGAUUUCAUCCCAACUCGGCAAGUUGGUGAUGCUGCAAAGCCUGAAUCUAUCGCAUAAUUCCUUCUCGGGUCAUCUUCCAUCUUCGCUAACGUAUAUGACGAGCUUGUCUACCGUAGAUGUAUCCUACAAUGAACUGGACGGCCCUGUUCCUGAUAGCCCAGCUUUCCGAAGAGCCCCGGCAGAGUGGUUUGCCCAUAACAAUGAUCUGUGUGGAGUUGUUCGAGGAUUGCCUCCGUGUGUUUCACUAGGUACUCCAACAAAAGAUGACCGAAGCAAGCGCCACAAAGUGGUUGUAAUAGCCAUCAUUGCUUCCGUCGUCUUCUUCCUUGUCUUGUUUAUUUUCAUUGCAGCUGCUUUACGAUUCCACAAGAGAAAGAGGCCGCCAGUACCUGUCGAUGAUAAUCACAUCAAAGAAGUUGCAUUCUCUAUAUUGAAUUUUGAUGGAAGAGAUGUAUACAAGGACAUCAUCGAAGCCACCGAAGAUUUCGAUGUCAAAUACUGUAUCGGAAGCGGUGCAUAUGGCGGAGUCUACAGAGCAGAGUUAGCAAGUGGGGAGCUGCUAGCGGUGAAGAAGAUUCACCUACCAGACACAGAAGGUACAUGCGACGAGCAACCCUUUCAAACUGAGAUACAAACUCUUACUCAAAUUCGACAUCGCAAUAUCGUCAAGCUUUACGGGUUCUGCUCCGCUCCUCGACACAAAUUUCUGGUGUUCGAAUACAUGGAGAGAGGAAGUCUGGGAUCUGUCCUCCGAAGCGAGACGGCAGCUGAAUUGGACUGGGUGAAGAGGGUGAGCAUCGUGAAGGAUGUCGCCUGUGCUUUAUCCUACAUGCAUCAUGACUGCACACCGCCCAUCGUUCAUCGGGACAUCACAAGCAACAACAUUCUACUUGAUUCAGAAUUCAAGGCUUGUGUUUCCGACUUUGGAAUUGCUCGACUGCUGAAGCCGGAUUCAUCGAAUUGGACCAUGCUUGCAGGCACACGGGGUUACCUAGCACCAGAGCUUGCAUAUACAAUGAGAGUGACCACCCAAUGCGACGCGUACAGUUUCGGAGUGGUGACGCUGGAGUUGCUGGUAGGAGAGUAUGGGGAAGUACUCAUUUCCAUUCUGUCGUCUUCGCCGAUCAAAGAUAGCUUUGUGAAAGACGUAUUGGACCGACGUCUACCUGUUCCUGAGGGUCAAGUUGCGGAUGAAGUGGUUACAGUUUUGAGCUUAGCUCUUCGUAGCGUGGACAACCACCCUGAAUCACGCCCGACAAUGAAACAGGUCUCCGAGAAGUUAUGCGUGGUCAGAACACCCCCACCAAGCCUCCGUUCUAUUGAUGCAUUGAAGUUUUCCGACUUGAUGAGCGUGGAGAUAUGAUCUAUAUGCACUCCUCUGUGCCCCGAUGCUUCUUUUGGUCAGGAUCGGUAGACUUUGUUUCCGUGUGGCUUGCUUUAUUAGUGGUUUCAUUCUGCAGCGUGUUUAAUAAAAGCAUCGUUUAGUAAUCUAUCUCUUUUCUGCA